Columba livia (rock pigeon) is the source of this 5592-nucleotide messenger RNA. RefSeq names its product zinc finger protein 250-like. The coding region runs from base 529 to 3237 and encodes 902 amino acids. The record is from RefSeq and is a predicted model, not a curated record. Gene Ontology annotation, biological process: regulation of DNA-templated transcription. Lineage: Eukaryota; Metazoa; Chordata; Aves; Columbiformes; Columbidae. The transcript has 9 exons.
GGGCCGGGGGCUUUGCAGCCGCUGGCGGCGGCCUCGGGCGGUCCCGCCGGGGCUGCGCUUGGGCCGGGCCCCGCAGCGGCCGCCGCCGGCGGAGCGGGGGCUUUGUCUGCCCCGGGCGGCCCCAGCGCGGCCGGCGCCGCCGCUUCCCGGGCUCUCCCGCCGCUUCCCGGGCUCUCCCGCCGCUUCCCGGGCUCUCCCGCCGCUUCCCGGGCUCUCCCGCCGCUGCGGCGCACGGAGCUGCGGGCUCGGGCCGGAGCUGCCCCAAGUGCUCCUGUGCUGGCGAUCGCUGCCUCGGCGCCGAGCCGGCCGGCCGCGGGGGCGGCGCUGGGUGGGCCGGCGCUUCCCCGGGGCUGGGGCGGCUCUGGCUGCAGGGAACGCAGGUGCCGCAGGUGAGGGACCUGCUGCCCUGCGGCUUCAUGCCAAUGUUGUGCUCGGCAGGGCCCGGCUGUCCCCGCUGCUCGGCCGGUGCGGCUGCUCAGGGCACAGGCGUCUCCUGCGCAAUCCGGAGCAUCCCGGCUGCAUCUUCCCAUGUCAGGAUUUGCGCCUCCGUGUCUGUGGCGAGAGCCAGCGCCGCACCGGGCUCCAGGCUGCUCGGGCAAGAUGGCGGUGACGUUCGAGGACGUGGCCCUCUACUUCUCCCCCGAGGAGUGGGCAGAGCUGGCGGGCUGGCAGCGGCGGCUCUACCGGGAGGUGAUGCUGGACAACUACGAGCUGGUGGCCUCGCUGGGCUGGGCCGCCGUCAAGCCCGAGAUCAUCUGCAAGCUGGAGCGAGAAGAGGCGCCGUGCGUGCCAGACCCCCCCGGGGUGCGGCGGGGGCAGCAGAGCCCUGGGCCAGCAGCUGCUGACCCUGGGACACAGAUGGAGGCAGAUGCCACCCCCGAGGGGCUGCCGGCACCCACCACCCUGCUCCUGGGGGUGCCCAAGCUGGGCAGGAGGCAGCGGGGAUGUUCAGCCCACAGCCAGCUGGGUGGGAGCCGGGGGGGCCUGUUGGGGCUUCCCCGCCUCCAUCGCGUCCAAGCCCCACGGUCACUGGGCAAAGCCCCUGCCACGUGCCCCGAGUGCAACAAGAGCUUCAAGAGCCGGACGACACUGACCACGCACAUGCGGAGCCACACGGGCGAGCGGCCCUUCGUCUGCACCGACUGCGGCAAGGACUUCGUCCACAAGCACCACCUGGUGAGCCACCGGCUCAUGCACUCGGGUGACAAGCCCUUCGUUUGUGACAACUGCGGCCGGAGCUUCAGGCAGAAGCACAACCUGGUGAGCCACCAGCUCACCCACAGCGGGGAGCGCCCCUUCGCCUGUGCCGACUGCAGCAAGACCUUCGGCAACAGGCGCGUCCUGGUGAGCCACCGGCGCGUGCACACCGGAGAGAAGCCCUUCGCCUGUGGCCACUGCGGCCACCGCUUCAGCCAGAAGAACCACCUGGUCACCCACCAGCGCAUCCACACCGGGGAGCGCCCCUUCGCCUGCGCCCACUGCCCCAAGACCUUCAGGGUCAAGGCUGGCCUCACCAUCCACCAGAGGGUGCACACCGGGGAGAAGCCCUACGUGUGCCGUGAUUGUGGCAACACCUACAGCAUGAACCAUCACCUGAAGAGACACCAGCGCGUGCACCGGGACCAACCGGGGGUUCCCCAAGGUGGCCAGUGGGACAGCGUGGGGCAGGCGCAGACCCAGCCCUUCCUGUGGGGUGGCUGCGAGACCACUAUUUACCCUGGCAGCACCGUCCCCAGUCCUGCAGCGCUGAAGCGAAACGGAGCAGCAAGUCCCGCUCGGUCCGGCCGGGGCAACUGCGCGGUCCCUCCGAACGGCCCGACAGCGGCUGGCGGCAGCAGCUGCCCGGGAUUCACCGACCGGCGUGAAACUGUGCCGGGAUCUCCCCGCCCCGGCCCCGCCCCCGCCGCCAUUGGGCUCCGCGGCGCCGGGAGCGAUCGGGCCGCGAGCGGCGGCUCCGCGGGGCCCGUGGGGGCGGCGGGCGCGGCGGCCGGAGCGAGCUCGGCGGGGCGGGCGCAGGGCCCGGCUGUCCCCGCUGCUCGGCCGGUGCGGCUGCUCAGGGCACAGGCGUCUCCUGCGCAAUCCGGAGCAUCCCGGCUGCAUCUUCCCAUGUCAGGAUUUGCGCCUCCGUGUCUGUGGCGAGAGCCAGCGCCGCACCGGGCUCCAGGCUGCUCGGGCAAGAUGGCGGUGACGUUCGAGGACGUGGCCCUCUACUUCUCCCCCGAGGAGUGGGCAGAGCUGGCGGGCUGGCAGCGGCGGCUCUACCGGGAGGUGAUGCUGGACAACUACGAGCUGGUGGCCUCGCUGGGCUGGGCCGCCGUCAAGCCCGAGAUCAUCUGCAAGCUGGAGCGAGAAGAGGCGCCGUGCGUGCCAGACCCCCCCGGGGUGCGGCGGGGGCACCAGAGCCCUGGCCCAGCAGCUGCUGACCCUGGGACACAGAUGGAGGCAGAUGCCACCCCCAAGGGGCUGCUGGGUAUCAGGGAUAAGAGCAUCCUGAUCACCCACCAGCGCAUCCACACUGGGGAGCGCCCCUUUGCUUGUGCCCACUGCCCCAAGCCCUUCAGGGACAAGAGGAAACUCACUGUCCAGCAGUGUGUCCACACUGGGGAGAAGCCCUUCACCUGCAGUGCGUGCAGCAAGAGCUUCAGCCGUAAGUUCCUCUUAAUCUGCCACCAGCGCACCCACACUGGGGAGAAACCCUUUGCCUGCACUGAGUGUGGCAAGAGCUUCAGCCGGAAGAGCUACCUGAUCAGCCACCAGCGCCUGCACACCGGGGAGAAGCCCUUUGCCUGCAGCCACUGUGGCAAGAGCUUCAGGGAGAAGAGGAACCUGAUCAGCCACCAGCACAUCCACACCGGGGAGAAUCCUUUUGCCUGCACUGAAUGCGGCAAGAGCUUCAGUUACAACAAUGAUCUGCUGAGGCACCAGCGCAUCCACACCGGGGAGAAGCCCUUUGCCUGCAGCCACUGUGGCAGUCGCUUCAGGGAUAAACGGAACUUGAUCAGCCACCAGUUCAUCCACACCGGGGAGAAACCUUUCACCUGCAGUGACUGCGGCAAGAGCUUCAGUUAUAAAAAUGACCUGCUGAGGCACCAGCGCAUCCACACCGGGGAGCGCCCCUUUGCCUGCACCGACUGCGGCAAGAGCUUCAGGGAUAAGAGGAACCUGAAGAAGCACCAGCGCAUCCACAGCCGUGAGAAACCUUCAGCUGCCCCGAGUGACAAUCAGGGGACAGGCUAACAAGGGGCACUGCUGGGGGUGUUGAGCACAGGCCACCUGGUCAGGAGGAGGAAGCUGAGGAGACUUCCUACAGCCAGCUGGAAGUGGCCUCAUGGUCACAUGCCCUGGGUCUAUGGGAGACUCCAGUCACCCUGACAUCUGCUGGGUGGGCAGGACAUCCUGAUGAAGCCCCUGGGACUGCACUGGUGUGUGUUGGGUGUGUUUGUGUGAGAACCCUUUGUGAUUGUAUAUUUACAGACAACACCACUGCAGCGACACAUAAUCUCUGUUAUCUGCAUCUGUAAUUUUACUGAGCCUACGGGAUGUGAUUUCAACUGUUCAGGUGCUGUCAUAACCCACCAGCUCCUACAAUCCACCUACCCAUUGUAUCCAGAUUUGUUCCCAACCUCUGCUGAGAUGAACCCACAGUGCUGAGAAAAGUGUUGCAAACAGUGACCCGAGUCAGUUGCUGAAACGAAUGGGGCACAGUGGACCAAGACCCCUGGUGACCGCGCAUCACGGUGCAGAGAAGAUACAGCGUGUCCUGGAGGCCGUGGAGAAGGAUGGAGAACGUCACUGGUGGGAAACUCCUUCUGGAUGGGCCCCACAGCAACAGGAGUUUGGAAUUGGAGGCUCCAUCCGACGCUGAGCACCGAUGCCUGAGCUCGGGACUCGGGUCACGCCAGCGAUGUGUGAAGAGUGGGCGACUUCUCCAAGACUCAUCUAUCAAGGAGCAGACAAUGGGUGCUGAUGAAACGUUACUAAGCCAUGUGGCUACAUGGUUCCAUAUUAAUUACUAUAAUAAUUGUUAUAACUUUUGUCUGCUUUACUCUUUGGUUCUCUGGUCUCUGUGUCAAUCUCACUUUUCCUUUGUACAAUUCUUCUGUGCAGGAAUUAAUCAGUUGAACCUGCCGUGAAACUAAAUAACUUUGUUGUACCGCAGUUAAACUUGAUGAAAUUCCUUUGAUUUCACUGACCUCUAUCCAAUGAUUGUUUGGUCUCCGCCAAGCACAUUGCUGCUUCUCUCUUUGGAAUGAUGUGCCUUCACUCCUCUCCCCUCCUUCCCCGUUCUUGUGCCUCUCCAGUCUCCUCGCUGAAGAAUCCUGGAUUUGGUGUGAACGUUGCUCAGCAGCACCCAGAACAUUCACAUGUUAUCAGCACUCUGAUGAUACUAAAUCCAAAAUACAGCCCUGUACCAGCUGCUGGGAGGAGAAUUAACUCUGUCCCAGCCAAACCAGCAGUUCUGCUUCCCCAUCCCCCACCCCGCAGAGCCUUCAACCGCUUGUCUUGCUUGAUUGCAGCGCGUUUCACAGCCACGGGCAACCUGUGCAAUAGUGCCCGUGGGCAAGUCCGCCCCUGGGUCACGAGCCCGUCCUGUGUGGCAUCCCUUCCUUGGUGGCCUGAGCACCAUGGGCCCACUGGGCUGAAUCAUGUCAGUUCUGUGCAUCCCCUGCAGUGCUGCUCAGCACCUGUGGGAGAAGGAUGUGGGUUAUCACAUUGCUGUCCUGUGUGAUAUCAGUUUAUGAUACAAUAACGUAUGUUGUGAUGCACCUGGGUUGUUAUUUUCAGGUGGUGUUGUCAUUUCUGUUCCUCAGGUGCCAUCUCUCGGAGCCGAUUAUUAAUCACGCCCGAUCUAUGGGGAAAUGGGGUGUGGGUAUUUCUCCCCGCUCUCUCACCUCCUUCCCCUUCAGGCCAGGUGAAUCACUUCUGAGAACCCGGAGCAGCCUGGCGCUGUUCAAGCUCGCAUGCUCCUGUUGCCGUGACCCCGAAUGUGCUGCAGGUUAUGUGCAGGGUUCCAAUACGAUCUCUUAAGAGCAUCACCCGCGUCCUGGCCCACGGCGUGUGGAGACCAUAAGCUGUAUCUAGAGAACUUGUCACCUCCAGUGGUUUGGAGCUUUGCUCCGGAACAACUGCAGGACCCUGAUGAAGUGAGAGAGUAUUUAAAAGGACAAUGCUGUGGCUGCUCCGAAGAGGCACAACGUGCUGCAUUGUGCUGUGCCUGGCCUGAGUCUGACCAACACCACUCAGUACCCCGUGCCAGUCACCCAGACAGAAAAAUACCCCCAAAUCCCGGUUCUCUUACCGAGGGGUGAUGAUGAAGCGGCGUCAUGAAGCAGAAGCCGGAGGGAAUCACCCGACCCUUCUCCCCAGGGCUGGGAGACACGCAAAAGGUUUCAGCUGCCGCCCGUAUUGCUGCCAGGCUGCUCUGCAGUCUGUACAAAUGGAACCACAAGGGUUAGUAAUAAUAACCUCAUACAAACACGUCUAUUUGCAAUACAUGCAUUUCAAAUGACAAACAUUUUAUUCAGUAUCAAGACAAACGUCUUGGCCCUUAAUUGUGUUACACGAAUAAAUCCUGGUGGUUCCCAUACAAAA